Diospyros lotus (date-plum) is the source of this 1123-nucleotide messenger RNA. RefSeq lists its product as uncharacterized. Bases 97 to 942 code for a protein of 281 amino acids. The transcript has 3 exons. The record is from RefSeq and is a predicted model, not a curated record. Gene Ontology annotation, molecular function: 2 iron, 2 sulfur cluster binding; nitrite reductase [NAD(P)H] activity. Lineage: Eukaryota; Viridiplantae; Streptophyta; Magnoliopsida; Ericales; Ebenaceae.
CAUGGAUUUGAUUUUGGUUUGCCCUCUCUCUCUCUAUCUAUCUUCGCUCUUUUGCUUCGUACCUUUCUUCUCUCUCUACCCUCUUCGUCUUUGUUCAUGGCCACGGCAGCCCCAAAGCUCACUUCCGGAAUCCUUUCCGUCCCUUCGCCGCCGAAUCCCCCGAAACCGCCACUAUUGCUGCCGCUGCGCCGCCCGAUACUCGCCCCCGGAAACCCUUCGCCCAUAGUUUUGUCGACAAUUUCUCGCCGGAAAACAGCGUGCAGAGCCGCCGAAGUCCCCGUGGCCGAGGAGUCAUCGGCGUCUGGCGAUGAGCGGAAGAGCUGGGUGCCUGUUGUGCCGGUGGCGGCGCUGCCCAAGGGAGAGCGGCGCGUGAUAAUUCAGGAGGGGGAGACGAUUCUGCUGUUGUGGUACAAGGACGAGGUGUUUGCAAUUGAGAACAGAUCACCGGCUGAGGGCGCCUACAGUGAAGGAUUGCUCAAUGCCAAGCUCACUCAGGAUGGUUGUAUUGUAUGCCCAACAACUGAUAGCACAUUUGAUCUUCAGACUGGUGCCAUCAAGGAAUGGUAUCCUAAGAAUCCUGUGCUGAGAGUCCUCACACCUGCUUUGAGAAACCUAUUUGUUUAUCCAGUGAAGAUUGACGAAGAGAAUAUUUACAUCAGCAUGGGAGGUGUGAGUUCUGACGCAUCUGCAGAAAUCAUCUUUAGUGGAAAGGCUCAACCUGGUGUAACUGCAUCUGAUGUCAAUGUUGAUGAGGUGAAAAUGGUGGUUGAUGAGGAUGUAGGGGGCUUUGGAUUCACGGGGAAGAAUGAAGUGAUAAAUGGUAAGGCAGCUGUAAUAGGCUUCCUGCUGCUGUUAGAUUUUGAGCUCUUGACUGGUAAAGGGCUCCUCAAAGGAACAGGUUUCUUAGACUUCAUUUAUUCUAUAUCAAAUGCUCUCAAGUAGAUAACUCCAAUUUCUUCAGCGUCAAAUGAUAACAAUUUGUAAAAGCAGACAAAUGACAUGUUUGUUCAGUUAGACAACAUUUCUUGUUCUUUUUUUGUCUUGUAUUUUUCUUCUGCAGUCUUACUGUUAUUUUGGUUAACUAUGUUGGUAUCAGAAAUCGGAUUAUGUUGAUCUUUGUCUA